AGUGAGAACACUUUCUUACAAAAUAAAACUGUCUACUUCAGUUUUUUCUUCAAAAGGCUUCCUCUGUGGGGGAAUUUAUUGUUCCUUGCAAUAUAGAUAGGAAACAGAAACACCAGUUUUUGUGAACUCAAACGUAGAAAAUAUCAAGUUGCACAAAUCAUCAUGGGCACUCUCAUGCUUCUCAAGAAAUUCACCCUCCUCUUUCUCCUCAUUUCUGCCUCACUUUUAUCAACUUCUUUUGCAGGUAGACGAUCCAUCUCUAUCAAGAACUUCGUUAAAGAUGGGAAUGCAAUCCAAGAGGAAACACCAAGGAAGCCAGUGAAUAAGGAAGAAGUAAGAACUAUAAACGAGAGGCUUCUUAGGGCUAACACCAAAGAUUAUGGACGAUAUGAUCCAUCGCCAUCUCUCUCUAAGCCUCCUUUCAAGCUUAUACCUAAUUAACGUAACGUUCAAUAUGAGAAUCUUGGAAGUGGGUGGAAUAAGUAGCAUAAAUAAUUGGCUUUAAUCUUGUAAUAUAAGUAUGUCAUAUAUAGCAAAAGAAAUACGGGCCAUGUCAGGAACCUGACAAUUUAGUAGCAUAAAUAUAUAUAGAUAUUAGAAGAUGUACGUGUGCUUUACAUAUUACUAGUUCAAGUUUUGUUGUAUGAGUCCAUAAUAUACAUAUAUAUACUUGGUAUUGUCUUAUCUAGAAAUGAUCGUGAACUAGUAUACUGUUAUGAGUGAAACAAAGUAAUGAGAUAACGUAUGUAUGUUGAAUUCGA
Messenger RNA from Cajanus cajan (pigeon pea), 761 nucleotides. RefSeq names its product protein CASPARIAN STRIP INTEGRITY FACTOR 1. The record is from RefSeq and is a predicted model, not a curated record. Lineage: Eukaryota; Viridiplantae; Streptophyta; Magnoliopsida; Fabales; Fabaceae.